AACUCAAUUAAACAUGACUGAAACUGGAUUACCUCCUGGAUGGGCUAUCCGUCUUUCUAAAACGCACAAUAAGGAAUACUUUUUGAACCAAGCCACUAAGGAGUCUUCAUGGGAAGCACCUUUUGGUACUGAUAAUGACAAGCUCAAGACCUAUUUGACCAAGUAUCAUGCGGCUGGUAACAAACCAGUUAUUCCAUCCGACGGGAAAGUCCGUGCAUCUCACUUAUUAAUCAAGAGCAACCAAUCUAGAAGACCUAAAUCCUGGAAGAGUCCUGAUGGAGUCACCAGAAGUAGAGAUGAAGCCAUUGCUAUUUUAAAGAAACAUCAAGAACGUAUUUUGAAUGGAGAAGUUAAAUUAAGUGAAUUGGCCGAGACUGAAAGUGAUUGUUCUUCUCAUAGCCAAGGUGGUGACUUGGGAUUCUUUGGUAAAGGUCUGAUGCAACCACCUUUUGAAGAAGCUACAUUUGAUUUAAAUGUUGGUGAAAUAAGUGACAUUAUAGAAACUGACAGUGGAGUUCAUUUGAUUCAAAGAACUGCUUAGUGUAUAAU
Molecule: messenger RNA, 549 nt
Organism: [Candida] anglica
Lineage: Eukaryota; Fungi; Ascomycota; Pichiomycetes; Serinales; Debaryomycetaceae
Source: the annotation of a GenBank genome assembly